Penicillium psychrosexuale is the source of this 288-nucleotide messenger RNA. RefSeq lists its product as uncharacterized. The transcript has a single exon. The coding region runs from base 1 to 288 and encodes 95 amino acids. The record is from RefSeq and is a predicted model, not a curated record. Lineage: Eukaryota; Fungi; Ascomycota; Eurotiomycetes; Eurotiales; Aspergillaceae.
AUGCGCAGUAAGGCCCGCAAAGAUGAAGGUGCCCAGGAGCCCGUCGGUGGCUUCCUCGGUUGCUCUGGCAAUCUUCCGGAUGUCGGGCUGAACCCCCUUGUUCUUCUUGAGGUCGCAGGACGAGCAGAAGGCGAGGGUGAUCUGAGUCCUGAACGCCUCGGAGUUGUCCUCUACGUGUUUGACGACCCAGUCCCGAUCGUAGAUGUCGUCGUAGGUCUCCCCGCCUUCCUUGGCCUCGUCGAACCUGCUACACGGACUUGGUCUUCCGCCCGUGGCGCUUGCGCAUGA